AUGUGCGCGGCCACCGCGCAGCAGUUCAGAUCGAAUCCUCUGUUUCGCGUUCUGGCCUUCCUCGACAAUACCGGCGCGCAGGCCUUUGCGCUAGACGCCGAGGUCGACGCGGACGGUGACUUUCGGGACCCAGAUAGCGUGUUCGCGACGGAUUCAGCAAUCGCCGGCGUUCUCACAGCGGCACUCGAUGCACUGCGAGCCAACGUUCGUCGUCUCUUCGCGGACGCUGCAGAGCAGCACGCAUUGCUGGCUGUUCUGGGUGCCGGUGCACCCGAGCCGCCAGAGAAGGCAUCACUGUGCAUCACCACCAUUCCUGGGCCAUUACCGCUCGAGGUGGACGGUGUCGUGCCGGUGGACGUAAAUAGCGACGCGUCCCUGCAGCCACAGCCAUCCUCCUCCGCUUCGCUUUCCUCACUACCCAUAAGCACUUCCUGGAGCGAAGCAGUGCUGCACCCCACCUCCCUCGCGCACUACGCCGACAAUGUCGAAAACGAGAUUCCAAUUCACUUGCUGGUGCGGCUGCACGAGGUGCUCGGCAUCUCCGCCGUGCCACUGACAGCAGACGGCGCAGCACGCGCGGCGCCAUCGUGCUACUGCACCUGCUCUCCUUUUGUAGAGCAACUCCUCAUCGACGGGCUUGACGAAUGGCUGCACCGCUGCCCAAUUGAUGAGGUGAAGCGGAUGGUACUAGCGUGCGGUGUUCAGCCGACGGUGUGGGAGUCGACGUUCACACAGCAGCAGCAACAGCAGCAGAGAGCCGAUGCACAAAGCGCUACCCUGCCUGAUGCUCUGGCAGAUUUUGUGGUAGAUGUUGUCUUCCCUGUUCCCGCACAGGCACAGAAGGUGUCUCCCAACGCGUCAAGUACCACCACCGUCGAAACGGUUCAAGACUGGCUCAUCCUCUCCUUUGAGAAGAACCGUGAGGCCGUCGACCUUGAAGAAGAUGAUAACGCUUCCGCGAAUGAGCAAAGUGGCAAGAGCGACGACAGCGGCACGAACAGCCAAGGCGAGAAGAAGCGCAUCCGCACCAGCAGCACGUGCCCUUCAGCAGGCGACCGUGACGGCCUCGGCUCGUGGGAACCGAUAGACGGCGAGGAGGUGCUUACGGCAGAGAACAUUGAUCGAUAUCUACUUGAAUGUCCGCAGCGUAUUCCAAAAGAGAUCCUGCGAGCGAAGCGUAAGCGCAUCUCUGACGCAGGGAUCACUGCGUUUGAGCUGGAACAUCACUACACAGCCGCGGAGUUGAAGAAGCUCGUGAAGGAAGGUCUAGGCACCAUGACGGCGGCCGAGGCAACGGAUUUUAUGGGGCUUCCUGUGACAGAGGCCCAGGUACAGCAAGCAGCACGAUUGACACGCAAGGCGCAGCUUGUGGAGUGGAUACUGACCCUUCACAGAGCUGCAGUACUGCAGCAGUCCCACGUGUAG
Molecule: messenger RNA, 1425 nt
Organism: Leishmania braziliensis MHOM/BR/75/M2904
Lineage: Eukaryota; Euglenozoa; Kinetoplastea; Trypanosomatida; Trypanosomatidae
Exons: 1
Coding region: 1-1425 (474 amino acids)
Source: RefSeq, a predicted model, not a curated record